Messenger RNA from Pseudophryne corroboree (corroboree frog), 2698 nucleotides. Its product is annotated as serum paraoxonase/arylesterase 2-like. Gene Ontology annotation, biological process: response to toxic substance. Lineage: Eukaryota; Metazoa; Chordata; Amphibia; Anura; Myobatrachidae. Gene Ontology annotation, molecular function: arylesterase activity. The record is from RefSeq and is a predicted model, not a curated record. The transcript is spliced from 9 exons. The coding region runs from base 6 to 1076 and encodes 356 amino acids.
CUGACAUGGGGAAACUGCUCAGUCUCACGCUCAUCGGGCUCAUCCUGGCCUUUCUAGGAGAACGGAUCAUACAAUUAACUCAACGGUUCAACUUCUUCAGAGAGAUAGAGAAUAUAGACCUUCCUAACUGCCAGUACUUGAAAGGAAUAGAGUUUGGGUCUGAAGAUAUAGAUGUUCUUCCUAAUGGACUGGCCUUUAUCAGCUCAGGUGUGAAAUUCCCUGGCUUAGUAAGCUUUGCCCCUGACAAACCUGGAGAAAUAUUUCUGAUAGAUCUGAAUGAUGAAAACCUUCAACCGUCUCCACUACGUAUCAGCAGAGGGUUCGACGUUUCUUCAUUUAACCCUCAUGGACUCAGCACGUACAUUGAUGAGAAGGACGACACGAUCUAUCUCUUUGUGGUGAAUCAUCCUCAGUAUAAAACCACCAUUGAGAUAUUUAAAUUUGCGGAGGAGGAAAAUGUUCUUGUGCACCGGAAAACGAUUAAGCACGCUCUUCUGCACAGUGUCAAUGAUAUUGUCGCUGUUGGACCUGAGGCCUUUUAUGCUACUAAUGAUUGUUACUUCACGGAUUUCACCAUGAAACGAGUGGAAAUGUUCUUUGGACCAACGUGGUCAAACGUGGUGUAUUACAGUCCUGGCGAUGUCAGAGAAGUGGCAUCAGGGUUUCACAGAGCCAACGGAAUUGCCAUAUCCAACGAUAAGAAGUUCAUCUAUGUUGCUGAUCUCAUCGGUCAUACAAUUAAUGUCUUUGAAAAACAUGCGGACUGGUCUCUGUCUCCAGUAAAGGUGGUGCAGUUGGAUACGCUUGUGGAUAACCUGUCGGUGGACCCAGUUACAGGAGAUGUUUGGGCAGGAGCUCACCCAAAUGUAUAUAAAGUGUACUUUUACAAUGCUGAAGAUGCCCCCGGAUCAGAGGUUGUCCGCGUACAGAACAUUCACUCUGAUAACCCUAUAGUGACCACAGUCUAUGCCAACAAUGGCUCCGUACUCCAGGCAUCCUCAUGUGCGACUGUGUAUGAGGGGAAACUUGUGGUGGGCACAGUAUUCCACAGAGCUCUGUACUGUGAUCUGCACUAAUGUCACCCAUUGCCGGACACUGCCCUAAGUUCUAAUGGAAGCUAAUUCUUUCUCAGUGACUGGUUUGUGCUUUAGCUAGUAACUGAGUGAGAACCACAGUUCCUGUCUAGGCUUACCACCGAGCCUAUUCUGGACAUUCCAAGCGGGUGUCGGUGCCUUGUAACACCCGCCAUUCAGACAGAUCAGGCAGAAUUACCUUUUGUUUUGUAUUUAAUUUUCAAUUUGAGUUUUUCUUAUGUAAAAGUACAUUAUUUUUCAUUGAUAGGGGUUUCCCUACUUUUCACCUUUUCUAGAGCUGCCAUAAGUCACAACGAGCAGUAUACCUGCCAACUGUCCAGAUUUUCGUGGGACAGUCCCAUUUUUUGUCCCACCCACGGGCCACAGUGUCCCGCGUUGGGUGGGGCCAGUUGGGAGGCUCAGAGCAGUCACUGAUCUGCCUAGCAGAGCAGCAGUGAAUAGACGCUGUGCGCACGGGAGACAGAGGGGCUGGGGGCAUGCCAGCACCUCACAGAGUGUUGGGCAUACCCCCAUAGUGAUGAAAGUGGGAGGCGUGGCUUGCAAAUGCUAUUGAAGCCACACACCCUUUCCCCGAGGUUACACUCCCUUUUUGGGUGCAGCACUGCCGCACAGAAGUCCCGAGUCCCACUACGCCAAUGUUGGGAGGUAUGCAGCAGCUUUUACAUGCUGUGUAACCUUGUUCAUGGCUUAUUCAAUCUGCACCUUAACAUGUACUGUAUACCUACAUCAGUGUUUAGUGUGAGUUAUAUGAGAAAUGACUUCUGUGCUUGUACUGUUUACUUUAUUAUUUUUUUAGGUGUUCUUUAAAUGUCAUUUAAAUAUACUAUUUACAGCGUAAGUAGGUUAAGCAUGUCCCAGCAUCCAGUGGUGCAAAUAGAAAAAAACUUUUAGUGGUACUGUGUGCGCGUGCCAAAAAUUGGGUGUGGCCACAUGGUGCGUGGCCAAUGAGAAUGGGGGCGUGAUACACAUGACCCCAAUAGUGCAGUGCCAGAUACACAUAUGCCCUCACGAUGCCAUAUACACAUAUGCCCUCACGGUACCAGAUACACUUUUGCCCUCACGGUGCUAGAUACACCUAUGCCCCCACGGUGCCAGAUAUGCCCAUACAGUGCCAAAUACACAUGCCCUCACAGUGCCAGAUACACCUAUGCCCCCACGGUGCCAGAUAUGCCCCCACAGUGCCAAAUACGCAUGCCCCCCAGUGCCAAAUACACAUGCCCCCACAGUGCCAGAUAUGCCCCCAUGGUGCCACAUUCCCCCACAGUGCCAGAUAUGCCCCCGCAGUGCCAAAUACACAUGCUCCCACAGUGCCAGAUAUGCCCCCACAUUGCCAAAUACACAUGUCCCCACAGUGCCAGACAUGCCCCCACAGUGCCAGACAUGCCCCCACAUUACCAAAUAAACAUGCCCCCACAGUGCCAGAUAUGCCCCCAUGUUGCCAAAUACACAUGCCCCCACAGUGCCAGAUAUGCCCCCACAGUGCCAGAUAUGCCCCAAGCAGAGCAACUCACCAUUUUUGCUGCUGCUAUCUGGGGCAGGCUGUGCAGAGUGACUGUCAGGUAGAGGAGAGCGCAGCAUGCGCCUCUCCUGCCCGCUUAGUCUUA